Messenger RNA from Anolis sagrei ordinatus, 1369 nucleotides. RefSeq names its product SUMO-activating enzyme subunit 1. Gene Ontology annotation, biological process: protein sumoylation. Gene Ontology annotation, cellular component: SUMO activating enzyme complex; cytoplasm. Gene Ontology annotation, molecular function: SUMO activating enzyme activity. The record is from RefSeq and is a predicted model, not a curated record. NCBI's taxonomy places the organism in Eukaryota, Metazoa, Chordata, Lepidosauria, Squamata, Anolidae.
CCAAGCCAGAGCGCGCAGGCGCAUCACGUCGCAAAGCGAGGGAAACGUGUGGGCCGGCCGCUGGUGGCUGGGCGCCGCCAUUCAAAGAGGCUUCGCCGGUGCUGAGGGGAAAGAGGCGCUUCUCCGGCCGCCGCCAUGGUGGAGAAGGAGAAGGCAGAGGCUGGGCCCGGGGGCGCCAUCAGCGAAGAGGAGGCGGCGCAGUAUGACCGCCAGAUCCGCCUCUGGGGCCUGGAAGCGCAGAAACGCCUCCGGGCAUCUCGGGUGCUGCUGGUGGGCAUGAAAGGCCUGGGAGCAGAAGUGGCCAAGAAUCUCAUCCUGGCAGGAGUCAAAGCGCUAACCAUGCUUGACCAUCAUCAGGUGAUGCCAGAAGACACACAAGCACAGUUCCUGAUCCCUACAGGCUCCUUGGGUAAAAACAGAGCAGAAGCCUCGCUGGCACGUGCCCGGGAUCUGAACCCCAUGGUGGAUGUGCAAGCAGACUCUGAGAACAUCGAACAAAAGCCUGAAGAAUUUUUCAUCCGUUUUAAUGUGGUCUGCUUGACGUGUUGCUCUAAGGAGGCCCUUGUGAAGGUUGAGCAGAUCUGCCAUAAGAACAAUAUCAAGUUCUUCACGGGCGAUGUCUUUGGCUACCACGGCUACAUGUUUGCCAACCUGGGAGAACACGAAUUUGUGGAGGAGAAGACUAAAGCAGUGAAAGCCAGCCAGGGAGCAGAAGAUGGACCUGACUCAAAGAAGGCCAAGCUAGACUUGACAGAGACCACCCUGGUGAAAAAGCGUGUGACUUUCUGCCUUCUGAAAGAGGCCCUAUCUCUUAGCUGGAGCAGUGAGAAGGCCAAGGCCGCUGUGAAGCGCAUCACAACAGAUUACUUCCUCCUCCGAGUGCUCCUGAAAUUCCGGUCAGAAAAGGGCCGAGAUCCGUCCACUCAAAGCUGCACAGAGGACUCUGAGACGCUCCUACAGAUGCGUAACGCAGUGCUGGCCUCACUCGAUAUUGAGAGCGAUCUGCUCCCUGAUGACUUUGUCAGCUUCUGCUUCUCAGAAAUGGCUCCCGUCUGUGCUGUCGUUGGAGGCGUCCUUAGCCAGGAGGUGGUCAAGGCCCUCUCUCAGCGGGAUCCUCCCCUCAACAAUUUCUUCUUCUUCAAUGGCAUGAAGGGCAAUGGGAUCGUGGAGUGUCUAUCUCCUACUUGAAUCUGGGCUGUGAGUGAUAAUCUCCAUCCCAGAACCUUUGAUCAGAUUCUCCUCCCUCCAUCUGCAGUGGGCACCUUUAGGCUAAGGGGAACUGUGUGUGUAUGUCUCUCUCUCUUUCUCUGUCUCUCACCACCUUGGGUGCCCUUUGUCUCAGUAUUCAAUAAAACCUUCUUUUACACGA